AGCAGGUCAGAUCGUCAUCCCUGUUGUUUUGUGACGGUGUGAAGAAGACCUGGACAUCACCUGGACAUCACCUGCUGCUCACCGUCGGCGCGAAAUUGCGGCGCGUGCAGCUGACACUUGAGCUCAGCAGGACGAGGCCCCUGUGUUGUGGCCGGUACAGCAGCGGGCCUACCUGCGAUGCUAAGCUAAGUGAACUAGCUGUCACCGUCAACAGAAUCCAUGACCGUAUACAGACCGUAGGUAGACAGUCAGGAAACGUCCGCAGCACAGCCCGGUCAAACAUGAGGGUCUGACGGACUCGGAGAGUAGACAGAGACUGACAGCCUCUCCUGACCCGGCUCAGCCCAGCUCCAGCUCAGUCCACCUCCGUCCAGCUCGGUCCAGCUGGAAGAUGUGGCUCAAACUGUUCUUCCUACUGCUGUACUUCGUGGUCCUGUUCAUGCUGGCGCGGAUCUUUGAGGCGGUGGUCUGGUACGAGACCGGCGUGUUCGCUACUCAGCUGGUGGAUCCGGUCACUCUCAGCUACAAGAGGCUGAAGACCAUCCUGGAGUGUCGGGGGCUCGGGUACUCCGGACUGGCCGAGAAGAAGGACGUCAGCGAGCUGGUGGAGAAGUCAGGAGAACUGACACAAGGGGAGCUGUACUCUGCCCUCAAGAAGGAAAAGGAGCAAACGGAGGCCGGAGACUCCAGCACCACACACUUCAGUGGAGAGAUGCACUUCUAUGAGUUAGUGGAGGACACUAAAGACGGGAUCUGGCUGGUUCAGGUCAUUGCCCAGGACCGGGAUGCUCUUCUCAGUCAGUCCAACUGGGGGAAGAUGGUGCAGAAAGUGUCUCAGUUUGGGAUCCGAACUGGAACCUUCAACUGCUCUAAUGACUACAGGUCAUGUAUCAAGCGCGGCUGGCAGCGCUCCACGCUCAUCAUGUCUGUUCCUCAGACGUCAGCGUCGAAGGGCAAAGUCAUGCUGAAGGAAUACAAUGGCCGCCGCAUCGAAACCGAGCACAUCUUCCGCUGGAUGACCUCACAUGUGGCUAAUCGAAUCAAAACGCUGCGCCGGUCUGAGCAGCUGGUGGAGGAGUGGCGCUCAGACCCGGCCCACCCGGUCAAGAUGUUUUUGUUCGCCCACCUGUCCCAGCCCCCCGCCUUCUUCUCCUCACUGUCUGUCAAGUUCACGGGCAGGAUCGAAUUCAUCUUUGUGGACGUGCGUCACUGGGACAACCACAGCAGCCUGACAGAGAUCGGCGUGACACAGAGCCCCGCCUAUAUCCUCAAGAUGCCUGAGGGCAUCUAUCGCUAUGGCAACAGUACGGGGGAGUUCCUGUCCCUGGCUGCCAUGGACACCUUCCUGCGUUCUGUCCAGCCGGAGGUCAAUGACCUGUUUGUCCUCAGUCUGGUUCUCAUCAACCUGUUGGCCUGGAUGGACCUCUUCAUUACACAGGGAGCAACAGUGAAACGAUUUGUAGUUCUGAUCCGAACACUGGGGACCUACAACUCCAUACUGCUGGUGUCCUGGCUUCCUGUUCUGGCUCUGCUCCAGCUGCCCUAUCUGGACUCUCUGUACGGCUACAGUCUGAAGCUGCUUCGAUACGCUGACACCACCACCCUGGCCAGCCUGGUGAGAGCGGACUGGACCUUCUACUCAUCCCACCCUGCUCUCUUCCUGUCCACCUACCUGGCCCACGGCCUGCUGGUCGACUACUUUGAGAAGAAACGCCGCUGUGGCGUCAGGAGCCGAGAGGACAGCACCACCAACCUGGAGUGGCUGGCCAGUCUGUGGGACUGGUACACUUCUUAUCUGCUCCACCCAAUCGCAUCGCUGCAGCAGGUCCCGUCAGACCAGUCGGACUGGGAAGAUGAUCCCAACCUCUUGUUUGAGCGUUUGGCUUUCCCUGAUCUCUGGCUUCGCCCGUUGGUAAACGUGGACUACAUUAAAGCUCUGCCAACCUGGAGGUUCAGAGCUGUAAGUCAGCGCAGGGGAGGUGGCUCUGGUGGACAGUUGCCUGAGGAAACAGAGAGUUCACAUACAGACACAGAGAACAGGGACCAGAGGGGUUCAGGUCCCAGCUCAUCUCCACACAGCAGCAGAAGGCGCCAGAGGUCUCUGUGCAGUCAGGACAGCAGCACACAGCUGAGUGUGCACAGCAACAUGGACCCAACCUGUCAGUGUGCUGCUGCUGCUGCUGCUGCUGCUGUUGCAUCAUCCCUCUGCUGUUGUCAUGGGAACGGAAGCUCACCAUCAGUUGACAUGGCAUCGGAGGAUGGCCACCCCUCACCUGAGGCCAUCUCCGCCCGGGUGCACUGUGAUUGGUCGGCGUGGCCCUGCGGCGUGCUGCAGUGCUCAGAGUGUGUGGUGUGUCUGGAGAACUUUGUGAGCGAGGAGCUGCUGAUGGCUCUGCCCUGUGGCCACGCCUUCCACCAGCAGUGCAUCGUGGUGUGGCUGGCCGCAGGCAGACACUGCUGCCCCGUGUGUCGCUGGCCCAGCUACAAGAAGAAGCAGCAGAGAGGAGCUCAGAGCGGCUCUGCUGAAAAUCCCCUGCAGGACUGACGGACAGGUCUGACCGAGCCCUCCUCAUCCUCACAGCUCACUCUGCUCUCAGCGCUCACAGCCACCGAGCUCUGUGUGUCAUCACAGGGACGAUGGAGGUGUGACGGCUCUGUGAGAGGAUGUGAUCAGGGCUGCUGUUGUCAUGAACCAUCAUUCAGCUUGUUUCCAUUCCUGUUGAAGGCAACGUGCUGGUCGUGAGAGGCCAGUCACCAUAGAGACGACACAGAGUCACACACUAACCACAGUUGUAGUCAUGUUAAACUUUGUAGUGCAAUAAAAAGCUGUUUCCUGUCUGUCUGCAGGACUGAGAGGUCAGAGGAGUCUGUGAGGACUUAUUGAGCUAACACCCUGUCCUCUACAUCCUGGACCAUGACUCAUCAUUAAUGCAAAAAACCUCCAUGUGUGUGAUUGCAUUUUAAUUAGCAUUUAGUUCAGGACAGGAAAGCCUCUCUGUUGACC
Messenger RNA from Seriola dumerili (greater amberjack), 3004 nucleotides. It is a transcript of the gene rnf103, whose product is annotated as ring finger protein 103. Bases 392 to 2545 code for a protein of 717 amino acids. Gene Ontology annotation, cellular component: endoplasmic reticulum. Gene Ontology annotation, molecular function: ubiquitin-protein transferase activity. Lineage: Eukaryota; Metazoa; Chordata; Actinopteri; Carangiformes; Carangidae. Gene Ontology annotation, biological process: protein ubiquitination. The record is from RefSeq and is a predicted model, not a curated record. The transcript has 7 exons.